Oreochromis niloticus (Nile tilapia) is the source of this 2162-nucleotide messenger RNA. RefSeq names its product nuclear factor 7, brain-like. Bases 1 to 1107 code for a protein of 368 amino acids. The record is from RefSeq and is a predicted model, not a curated record. The transcript has 2 exons. Gene Ontology annotation, molecular function: protein binding. Lineage: Eukaryota; Metazoa; Chordata; Actinopteri; Cichliformes; Cichlidae.
AUGGCUGAGAAAUUGCUUUUAGAAAAUUACCUGAGCUGCCACAGUCACAAAGUGGUUCCUGUAGAAGAAGCAGUCAGUGACCUGAAGGAGCAGCUGAAAUCUGACUUAAAGUCUCUGCAGGACAAGAGGAACAAAUACAAACAAGUGGAGGAAACAUACAAUGAAAUGAAGGAACACAUCAAGAAGCAGCUGUUGUCCACAGAGAGGCAGAUCAGAGCAGAGUUCAACAAGCUCCAGCAGUUCCUGAAAGAGGAAGAGGAGUCCAGACUGGCAGCUCUGAGGGAGGAAGAGGAGCAGAAGGGGAGGACUAUCAGCAGAGAGAUGAAGAUGAUUGAGGAGCAGAUCUCCUCUCUGUCAGACAGCAUCUGUGCUGUUGAAGAAGAGCUGCAGAAACACAGCGUGCCAUUCCUCAGCAGUUAUAAAGACACUCAGAGCAGAGCCAGAGCCCAGAGCUCAGUGUCAGAUCCACAGCUGGUCUCAGGAGCACUGAUAGAUGUGGCCAAACACCUGGGCAACCUGUCCUUCAGAGUGUGGGAGAAGAUGAAGGAGAAGGUCCACUUCAGUCCUGUCAUUCUGGACCCAAACACUGCAAAUGCCUGUCUCUGUUUGUCUGAUGAUCUGACCAGUGUGAGACAUGGAGACACAAAACAGCAGUUUCCUGAUAAUCCAGAGAGAAACAUUUAUUACAUAACUGUUUUUGGCUCUGAGGGUUUCAGCUCAGGGAAACACAGCUGGGAGGUGGAGGUGGGAGACCAUCCUGACUGGGUUAUAGGUUUAUGUAAAGAGUCAGUUGACAGGAAGGGAGAGUAUUUUGCGUCACCAGAAUGUGGAGUAUGGUGUUUAUUGUAUCGCAGUGGAGAAUACAGUAAUAGUGAUGGUGCUGUGACAGUGAAGAAGAGUCUCCAGAGGAUCAGAGUCCAGCUGGACUAUGACAGGGGGGAGGUGUCCUUCUAUGACCCUGAAGACAUGACUCUGAUCUACACCCACAGAGACACUUUCACUGAGAAACUCUUCCCAUAUUUUUACAUUGGAAAUGCAGGAGACGCCCAAACCUCUGAUAUCAAAAUCUGUCAGAUUGAGAUUUCUCUGAAAACGAGUUCUCUGUGAACUUUUUUUCUCUUGUCUCAUCCUUUUAGUUACAGCUUGUUUUGUGGUUGUUUGUUUUUCAAUUUAGGCAACUCCUGUUUUUAUUUUUUAUGUGAAAUUGAAGAAAGAAAGAUUAGUAUAUCAAGCAUUUUAUACAAUGUGAUAAAAAUCAUUUUCAAAACACAGAGAGUAAAAUUAAAUGAUAAAAGUUAUUUUUGCUUUGUUUUCUUGCAAAUUCAGUUUGAAGGUCCUUUAAACUUUAUAUUUAUUUGUUCUUUUUUUGGUUGAUUUUUUUGCCUUUUUUGACAAAUAUAUAGCAGUUUCAAGUCAUUGGGUGUUCAUGAAACAGUUUUUAAACAUUUAAACAGUGCGAAGUAGAACAUACCUCCAUGUGUCAGACAUUAAUAAACAAGCACUGAUAAAUGUCCCUUUCCUUUCCUUCAUCAGUUAUUUAGAUCCACAUCAGCUAAUAACAGCAUCGUGACAAUUUGUGUUUUAAUGGUUUCAAAAUGAUGAAUAGACUUGACUCAUAAAUAAUCCUAAUGUCUUCUUUUAAUACUUAACUGUCAGUGAUUAAUUUAAGUCAUUUGCUUCAUCUAAAUGUGUUUAGCAUGUUUUGCAUUAAGUUGCAAAAUAAACCAAACUGUGUACAUUGGUGUAAUAGUUCAGCCAUGUUUUUCUUUAAAAUGUGUCAUUGCAGAAUAAUGUUGACUGUCUGACAUUUAUUCAGUUGUAUUCAUACAAACUAAAGCUCAUUCUUUGUUUUUUAGAUUGUUCCUAAGUUCUGUUUAAAUUACUUUGUCAGAUACAGACACUGUUUUCUUUGCUACUGACUGACCCAAAACAUUUAUUUCAUAAUUGUUGAACAUUUGUACAGUUGGAGCUGCUGUUUGUUCCAGUGUGUUUCUGUGAACUCUCACUUCAUGUUCCAGAUCACAUCAGCACAUUCAGGAUUUAGUCUUGUUAACUGUGGAUUUCCUCUUUUUUACCUCCAGAGCAAAUAUGAUGAAAAUGUUGGAAACAUGAGUUCCCUGAUUUCCUGGAUUAUUUUCUGUCAAUAAAUAUAUCAAAGCCUG